ACAAAGGCAAGAACAAGGAAGAGGCGAAAAAGAACCAAAGAGGACAACAACAGACCUCAGGACGGAAAACGUGUUUGUGUUCAGCAAGACUGGUACAAAGUUGCAGGAAGCUUGCGGGUUUCAAUCUGAACUCUGUCUGUGUCAGAGCUUCCCCCUUUUUGCUGCAGUUUUUUCUCACGGGUCAAAGACGCAUCUGUGAAAUUAGCAGCCUCACAACCACCAGAGGACUCCGAAACCAGCAAUUGCUGUCAGCAGCCGGGCGAGAUCAUGCCUCUGGACGCGGGAGACGCCGGCUACGGAAGCGUGCCAGGCCCCGUGCUGGCGGGCGGUGUUGGCGGAACGGAGACGACGCCACUCCUCAUCCCGGUGCCGGGCCCGGACAGACCGCAGCGGUGGAAGCCCAUGACCAAGGAGGAGCUGGAGGCGGCCGCGGGUGGCCCAGGCUGGAGGAGAGUGCGCUGCUACUUGGUGGUGCUGUUCUGGUUUGCCUGGGUGGCCAUGCUUGCCAUCUCCAUCGCCAUCAUAGUAAUCAGCCCCCGGCCUGUCGCGACACCGCUCAAGUGGUGGCAGAAGACUGUGUUCUACCAGCUGGAGCCAGACCUGUUGACUGAGGCGAAUGACGAGGGAUCAGAGGACAUCAACGCGGUGUGUGAGCAGCUUCCCUACCUCAGGUCUUUGGGUAUCGGGGCUAUAAUCCUGGAGGGCGUGUUCGAUAAGAAGGCCUCUAAUUUGAACUUCACUGGUAAAAACCUGGGGACGCUGGCUCAGAUUAAACAUCUGCUCACAGAGAGCAGCAAAGCAGAUCUGAAAGUACUGUUGGACUUCUGUGACCUGAAUCUGUUGGGACAUCCAACUGUGUCAGGCAACACAGACGAGCCAUCAAACGCCUCCGCCGUAGUUCAGUAUGCUGUCCGGUUCUGGUUGGAGCAAGGUGUAGCAGGAUUUGCUAUCUGUGACACCGAUGUGGCAUAUUCAGAAAAGACUCUGUUGGAGUGGAGAGGCGUCUUCAAGGAAUUCGGCAGUGAGGACGAUGAAAGCAGGAUUGUGGUGGUAAAACAGACAGCGGACGCUCUGCGUCCCCUGAUCCACUCCAGCCAGGUCAACGUGUCUCUGGUGGAUGUGAUCAUGAGGCCGAUUUUGCCGUAUUCACAUCACGUGCUGUCUGCCCAGGAAGUGGCCGAUGCCAUAGAAACACACCUGCAGGCGCCAGAAGAAGAUAUAUGGCCCAGCUGGACAGUCGGCGGUAAAGCAUCUCGUGACUUGAAGAGCUUACUCCUGGUGUUGAUGAUGACUCUGCCAGGAACGCCUACAGUCCAGUAUGAUGAAGAUAUCGACCAAACACAGAACGCAUCUCUGAAAGUGGGCCCGUUACAAAGCAUGACAGGCGAGGCAGCAGACACCCGUGGAGACGAGGAGAAGAGGAAACGCUUGGCUGCGUCUCUCUUUACGACCCUCAGCCACUCCAGAGCCAGAGAGGAAGCUCUGCUGUGCGGCACUUUCACCUUCCUCCCCUUCAACUCUUCCUCCAAUAUGUCUUCGUCCAACUCUACUCAUUCCUCUCCCCCUAUCCUGGCCUUCCUUCGCUCCUGGGGUUGCGUCCACUUCCUAAUACUGCUCAACGUUGGGCCGGAGUGUCACGCCCUGGAUCCAGCCUGGGCGCCGAGCCUGCCUGAAGCUGGGGUGUUUGUGGCGAGCACAGGAAUGGACCGCUUGGGCUCGACUUCUCUGUACAAGCUCAUACUGCAGCCCCACGAAGCCAUCAUGAUCAAAGUUUUUGAAGCAGGUAGCUACAGGUAGUUAGAGUUACUAUGAUGUAGAGAAAGUAUCUGAUAUGAUUGUUUUUUUUUAAAGAGAGCUGCUUAGAGAACAGUGUAAUAAAAUAAUGAUUGUGUGCAAUGUC
Messenger RNA from Mugil cephalus (flathead mullet), 1900 nucleotides. Its product is annotated as 4F2 cell-surface antigen heavy chain. The transcript is spliced from 10 exons. NCBI's taxonomy places the organism in Eukaryota, Metazoa, Chordata, Actinopteri, Mugiliformes, Mugilidae. The record is from RefSeq and is a predicted model, not a curated record. Gene Ontology annotation, biological process: amino acid transport. Bases 268 to 1797 code for a protein of 509 amino acids.